Molecule: messenger RNA, 12399 nt
Organism: Manis pentadactyla (Chinese pangolin)
Lineage: Eukaryota; Metazoa; Chordata; Mammalia; Pholidota; Manidae
Gene: TIGD4
Product: tigger transposable element derived 4
Exons: 2
Coding region: 9028-10566 (512 amino acids)
Cellular component (GO): nucleus
Molecular function (GO): DNA binding
Source: RefSeq, a predicted model, not a curated record
GGACCAGCGCCGAGAGCAGCGGAGCCGGAAGUGAGGAGACCGGAAGUAGGGUAGUCCUGGCCCUGGACGGCCCCUCUCUCCCUCAAUCUGGCCCGGCCCAGCCACAUCUCGAUGGUGCCAGCGCGCUUCCCUGGAGGCCCCCUCCGCCCCUCUCCAGGAGUCUGGCCCCGCCCCUCCCGCUGCGGCCCUAGCAACCACAUCCGGGACUCCGCGGGUGCCGUUGCCCGGGUAAUAUUGUGGUUGCGGCUGGAUCCUAAGAGGGGUGGUGCUGGGGUCCAGAUGCACCUGACAGAGCUGGGAGCUUGCAGAAGGGCGCGCGGGCCUGGUCUUGAGUAGCAGGAGGUCUCCAGCAGCCCUCAGCAGCCCUUCUUUCUUAUCCACACACCCCAGCCUCACGGGUUAGGCGUCCCCCAACAGACGGUGAGCUGGUGAAGGGAGGGUGGAGGUGGAUUUAGCUCACCGUCACGCAUAUUACAGGAGAGCCAAAGCUUCUUUCUCAGCUGCGUGAGAGCACGUAGAAGGUUGUUUCAGCCCCGCGGAAGAGCGGAGGGAAUAUGGGGUAAAGGAGUAGAUGGGAUGCGAGCGCCUCACCCUCGCUUUCCCAGAGCCUGCUGAGCCCCCACUCCGGGGCUGUACAGUCACGCCCACGCGCUUCAGGAAGACCAGAUUCCCACGCCCGGCAGCCCUGAGUUCUUGCUCUUUGUCAUCACUUUCUGCUCGGCUCACAGUGGAUCCUUAUUACUUUUCUUUCCUGCGCCUCUUUCUUUAUACAGAUGACUAAUUUAUGCUUUCUUGCUUGCCCCGUUACUUCCUAAGUAGAUCGCUGCCCUGUCUACAGAAAUCGCUGAACAACCUCCUAUCUCAGAGCCCUUGUAGUUUCCUAAGUUGAGGCCCCAGCCUGUACUUUGGAUACUCUCCCUAUCCCCAGCGCUGAAUGGAAGGAACGUAGGACUCCAGUGGUGCUUGACAUCCCCGAAGCUUAUUUACAUACACUAUGUACAGUUGCUCCAUCCACACACAUCUCCCUUCAAGGUUUUAGACUGCUUUUCCUUUGACAGUCUUGGAUGCUCAUUUUUACCUCCAUUUCUCUUGUAGAAAUGAGAAAGGUAACAGUGCACCUAGUGGGAUUUACGUUUCUUUAGAUCCUACUUCUCACGUGCUUUUACUUGUCACAUAAGUUGACAAGACAUUUUUAAUAACUAAGUGCCUAAAGGCAGAACUCUUGCCUCUACAAAUUUCUAGGCUGUUUCAGCAUAGUGAAUGGUAUAUCCCCGUACAGAUACCGUCUCCAUAUCCCAGAAUAAUAAAAACCCAUGACACCACAAAUGUUUCAAAAGUAAAUAACAAUAUUUAUUAUCUGAGCUCUCCAUAACAUCUCCUCUGACAAAAAGAGUACAGAAAUCCCAUAACAUAAAUCUGUGUAUAAAGGGCCCUUAAGAAAACAUGGUACAUAUACACAAUAGAAUAUUAUUCAGCCACAAGAAGAAAACAAAUCCUACCAUUUGCAACAACAUGGAUGGAGCUAGAGGGUAUUAUGCUCAGUGAAAUAGGCCAGGUGGAGAAAGACAAGUACCAAAUGAUUUCAUUUAUCUGUGGAGUAUAGCAACAAAACAAAAACUGAAGGAACAAAACAGCAGCAGGCUCACAGAGCCCAAGAAUGGACUAACAGUCACCAAAGGGAAAGGGACUGGGAAGGAUGGGUGGGAAGGGAGGGAUAGGGUAUUAAGGGGCAUUAUGAUUAGCACAAGUAAUGUAGGGGGGGCCAUGGGAAAGGCAGUGUAGCACAGAGAAGACAAGUAGUGACUCUACUAGCAUCUUACUAUGCAGAUGGAUAGUGACUAAUGGGGUAUGUGGUGGGGACUUGAUAAUGGGGGGAAUCUAGUAACCACAAUGUUGCUUAUGCAAUUGUACAUUUAUGAUACCAUAAUUAUAAAAAUGUCAAAAAAUAAAGGGGCCUUAUCUUAAAUGGCUCUGUCCUGAACAAAAGAAAAGAGUAAAUAUAUGUGCCAAUUCACUCAAACUGUAACUUCAGUUCUGUAGUUUGCUGUGGAUUUUUCUGUUCAUGUUAGUCUUCUCAAUUAUAAGGAAAGGAUCCCAAUCUAGAAAAAUUAUUGCUCUUAUUGUAUAGGAACAGAAAGGACCUUAGUAACUAAGUAAAAGUGUUAGAGUUUCAGGAGGGUGACAAGGAAGAGGUGCAUGGCAGUUCUCAGUGGUGCUUGCAUGAUGUGUAUUUAACUGAGAGGGCUGAGGCUUUAAGUAUUCCUGCUAGCUGUCUCUUGAGUUUGGAGAACUUUUGCUUCAUUAAAGUUUGUCUAUUAAACUGUUAGAUGCAGAGGUGUUUCUUUUAUUAGAAAGAUGGACACUUACUUUAAUUAUUUGUCCUUAGCUGGAUAGUGUCCUUGGCAGCUACUGGUUUUGAUAGAGAUUCUGAUGGAUUUGGAGCUACUUUGCACUAAUGCUAACUUCUGCUUGUUGAAGGUGCAUUUAAUGAAUGUUAGGUUUUUGUACUGUGCAUGAUUAGUCCUCAUACACAGUUUUGUGCUGUGCAAGGCUAUAUGCAAUAUUAAUCUUCGCAUGAUUUCUGCUUCUCUAAGGGAAAUUAGAAUGUAGGUUGGCUCAAAGAAAACAUUGGAAUCCACUUCAGCUAUUGAUGGGAAACAGUGAAAUUCUAUGUCCUUUCUUUGGGAAAAAGGAAGCAGUAGCCAGUGUUCUUUGGAUGCGGGAAAGUGUUUCAUACUAACUGAAAUGUCUUAACUUGAAAUCUAACUCUGCUUAGAUGGAGAUAUUUUCCCUUCUUUCUUCCCUCCCUCUCCCCCUCUCCCCUUCCUUUCUUCUUCUUUUCCUUUCUUUUUAUCUUUGCCCCAGAGCUUGGGGAAUUCGGCCUGCUCAUUCUCUUUAGGAAGGAUAAAGAUUACUAUUUAGUUGGCAUCUGUACUUGGAAAGGUAAGAAAAAAGGAAAUAGUUGCCUGCCAUAUAUAAUUAUGACAGGGAGAUUAUUUACUGAGUUACCUUUGUACUGCUAUUGGAUAUUAUUUAGCUUUUGGAAAAUCAGGUACCAUUUAUUCACUUGGCUUGUGGGAACUCUGGCAGCCUAUCUUUCAUUUAUUGACCAGGAAGUAAAGGAAGCAACAGGUUAAAGGAUAUUGUUAUUAUUCCUUUCUGGCUGAAUUAAAUGUGCAUGCAAUCUUUUCUCUUUGCUUUAGAUGUUGAAUGCUGUAUACUGUUUAUCAAUAUUAUUUCCUCAAGAGAAAAAGGUGUUACCUUCUGAUAUUUUCUAGGGGAAUUCUGGUAAUGUUGCAAUAAUUUCCUCAUUCUUUAUCAAUAGCUCCCUUUUCAUGGAGGGUGUUACUCCUUUUUCAUGGAUUAAUUACUGAUUCCAUAGUGUAACUCUAGAAACAAACCCUUCAUUAGAGGAUACUGAUUAAUGGGGCAUUUAAGAAGCCCAUGAAUAGUAGAAUGAGUAGAACGUAAGAGUAGAAAUUGUUUUAGCCACAUGGAACCAAAAACUAAACUUUUCCAUAAUUUCAUUACCUGCCGUUAACAUUCAUCAUUUUGGUCAGUGUCUUUUUUAUCUGUGCAUAUAUUUUCUUCAUUUAUUUAACCCAUUGUUUUUGGGAACCUACCAUUUGCUGGGCACUGAGAUCUGUAGGAAUAGCCAUGAGCCUCUGCUCUCUUGUGACUUUCAGUAUAUAUUAUAUUUGUUGUCAUACAGUUUGGGGCUUUGCUUUUUUCACUUAAUAUAUUAUAGAAUUUUCCUCAUAUCAUUAAAUAUUCUCCUUGAGAGUCUCAGUUAUAUUUUAGCAUAUAUAUUCCUUAGUUUAUUUACCUAAUCCUUUUUGUUACACAUUCCAGUUAGUUCCAGUUCUGUCUGUAAUUAUAAAACAACGUGAGGGAUAUUCUUGUGUAGUAGAAUUCUAAGAUAAAUUCCAAUGACCCUUAACUUUGUAUAAUUCCCUCCCCACUGAACAUGAUAGGAUCUCAUUCCCACGACUAUGUUACAUUACAUGUCAAGCAGAUUUUAUAGAUGUAAUUAAAGUCACUCACCUGUUGACUUUAAGUUAAUCAAAGGGGAGAUAAUCUGAGUGAACCUAAACUGAUUACAUGAGGCUUUUAAGAGCAGAGAUUCCCCUCUGGUGACAGCAGAGAGGUCAGAGAGAUUCAAAGUGUGAGAGAGAUUUGGCAUGAAGAAGGUUCUUUGUUGCUGAAAUAAAGUGGGCCACUGUUGAGGACCCAAGGGAGGGCUCUAGGAGCUGGAGCUGUUGGAGUUUCUGCUAACAACCAACAACAAAAAAAUCAGGGACCUCAGUCUCCUAUAAGCACAAGGAAUUGAAUUCUGAGAAUAACCUGAAUGAGCUUGGAAGCAUAUUCUUCUCCAGAGCCUCCAGAGAAGAGCCCAAUCUGCCUAACAUCUUGAUUUGUGCCUUGUGAGACCCUAAGCAGAGGACCCAGUUGAGCCCACCUGGGCUUCUGACCUGUAGAACUGUGAGAUCAUAAAUGGGUACAGAUUUAAGCCACCAAAUGCAGCAAUGAGAAAAGAAUACAUUUGUAAGCUUCAUUAUUUUUAUAUCUAUAAUUAUUCUUUGGGGGUACAAAUCUUAGGUAAGGAUUUGCUGGAUAAAAGCUAUGCACAUUUUUCAGGUUUUUGUCUCAUAUUGCUAAUUUGCUUUUUUAGGCUUUGUAUCAAUUUAUGUGCUUCCUAACAACCUAUGUUACCACAUCCUGGCAGACACUAGAUACUGCCAUUCUGAUAGGUAAAAACAAGAAACAAAAACAUAUCUCCUGUUUUGAAAGAAGAUUUACAUUUCUAUUCCUAUCAGAAGGAUUGACCAUUGUUUUCUUUAUUUGAAGUUCAACUGGUAAGUCUAUUUCUUAUUCUUUAGGGUUUCAUUUUUUUUUAAAUUAAAGUAUCAUUGAUACAUGAUCUUAUGUUGGUUUCAAAUGUACAACACUGUAGUUCAGCAGUUACCCAUAUUAUUAAAUCCUCACCCCCUGUAGUGCAGUCACUAUCUAUUAAUGUAGUAAGAUGUUAAAGAGUCAUUAACUGUGUUUACCAUGCUGUACUACCAACCCUGUGACCAACUUAUAAUAUGAUUGCAAAUUAUUGUGCCACUUUAUCCCCUUCCCCCUCCCCCCCCGAGUAAUCACUAGUCCCUUCUCAGUGUCUAUGAGUCUACUGCUGUUUUGUUCCUUCUGUUUUGCUUUGUUUUUAUACUCCACAAAUAAGUGAAAUCAUUUGGUAUUUGUCUUUCUCCAUCCGGCUUAUUUCACUGAACAUAAUACCCUCUAAAUCCAUCCAUGUUGUUGCAAAUGGGAGGACUUUUCUUUUUAUGGCUGAAUAAUAGCCAUAUACACAAUAAUAUCCAUGUACCACAUCUUUUAUGUCCAUUCAUCUAUUGAUGAACACUUAGGUGCUUCCAUAUCUUGGUUGCAAAUAGUGCAGUGGUAAACAUAGGGGUGCAUAUGUCUUUCGAAUCAGGGAUCUUGUUUUUUUUGGGUAAAUUCCUAGGAGUGGAAUUACUUGGUCAAAUGGUAUUUCUGUUUUCAGUUUUUUGAGGAACCUCCACACUGGUUGCACCAAUUUGUAUUCCCACCAACAGUGUAGGUGGAUUCUUUAGGGCUUAUUUCUGACAAAUGGAAUUAGAUUUAUUGUUGACAUAGAGAAAUAGUACCUAACAUGUAACUAGAAUACUUCUACUGGUGGCAUGGAAUGUGUAACUGUUAUCACAGGAGGCCACACCAGUGUGACUCAAGGACACUGUGAUAAAGCGAAAAGAAGGGUAGACAACAUUAGAAAGCUUGGAUUCUGGUCUACACCCAACCACUUAUAGCUGCAUGAGCUUUGAAAUUUACUUUUACCUUCCUCCUGAAUUGUUUGGAAUACAGGAAGUAAAGCAGUUUAGAAACUAAAGCACUGGGACAGAGACAGCCUCAGAGCCUUCUCUGCGGGACCACAGCUCUGAGGCUUAGGGCCCGUCCGCCACCGGGCUGUGGAGAGGUUUGCACACACCUCUUAUUAAAGGGUAGAAUGAUAAAUGAGCUUAAUUUAGAGAAUGAGAAAUGUGCCAUUAUUCCCUUAAAAAAAUCUCAGAUGUUAUGCUAUGGGAGAAUGAAAAAUGUUGGCUUCAUUGAUGAGUUAGUUUUGGUGCUUACUCUUAUCUAGGGAAAAAGUCUAGUUUGCUUGGUUUGGCAUUAGAAAUGUGGUUGUUUGAGCAAAAAUUUAUGUUGUAUCUUACCAUAUAAAAUUGUAGAUUUAACUACUGUUUUAGGAGGAAAUAUAUACUGUUAAUUCUCAGGAAAAAAAUGCUUAUAUUCUGAGAUAAACAUCACUAUUUUCAAUUUGAUCAAGAUAAUCAGUAAUCUCUGGACAUGUAUAUUAUAUCUCUAUUUGGGAUUGGGUAAAGGAGGAAACUCAAGGAUGUACUUUUUCUAUAAUCCUUGUUAUUUGAGAUGAUAGGGUUCGUUUCUGACAAAUAAAGCAGGAGGGAAAAAGAAGAGAAGAAGAAAGGAAAGGAUGAAAGAAAAAAAAGGGCAGGUUUCCUUUUCCUUUUGGGGAGUAAGUUUGCUUGCUUUUGUUAUUUCUUAAAAAAUUGGUUCUUUCUACCUCAGGUUCUGAAGGUUGGAAUCUUCCUAAUAAGAGCAAGGUAUUUUUAAAUAUUUUGUUUGAAAUAAUUGUAGAUAUAUAGAAAAGUGCAGAAAUGUACUGAGCAGUGCCAUGUAUGAGCAAUAUUUUUUUAGUUGAAUGGUCAAAUUUUAUUUACUUAGAAAGGUUAACCCUCUCUAAUGGUUGGAUAUGAUUGCUCUUUUGUGUUUGCAGAAUUCAUAAUGGCCUAUUUUUCUAUGGAGGCCUGAUUUUGCUUUUUGUGGGGGUUAGGUUUGGAUAGGCAUUGAAAAUGCUGCUGGUGGCAUAGAAUGUGUAAGUGUUAUCGCAGGAGGCCACACCAGUGUGACUCAAGGGCACUGUGAUAAAGCGAAAAGAAGGGUAGACAACAUUAGAAAGCUUGGUUUCUGGACUACACCCAACCACUUAUAAGCUGCAUGAGCUUUGAAAUUCACUUUUACCUUCCUCCUGAAUUGUUUGGAAUACAGGAAGUAAAGCAGUUUAGAAACUGAAGCGUUGGGCUAUUUUAAUUAUUAAGAUUUUUUCAAUAACAACAACAACAACAACAAACACCAAAGAUUCCUUUACUGGUUGUAAUUCCUAUGAUAAAAAUUACUUAUUUGAUUUGAACAAUAAAGGCAGAGGAAUUUUGUCAAAUAAUUUUGUGCAAAACAAUGCAUGUGACAUCUUGAAACGUGGGAAAACAGAGAACAAGAGGGAUGGAGUGGCUACACUGUCUCAGCCAGCAGUAAUAUCUACCCAUAAAAAUUAGCUUGUUACCUUGGCCUGCAGUCAGCCCAAAGCCGGUAGGUUCUGGGAAGGGAGUUACUACCUGUGAAGGUAGGGUUGAGUGCAUCAGGGGCCUUGUGACUGUUCUCACAGUACUGUUUGCCUGAAGAAGAGGUCUGCUUUCAGUACAUAUUUAAGGUGAGAUUCUUGCUUCUGUUUGCAAGUAUGAUUUCAUAAAAAUCUCUGAACUUUAUAGAUUGACAUGGUCAAAGAGACAUUAGAAAGAAGAUAAUAAUGAGGAGAUCAUUACCAAACAUUUAUUGAACAUUUUGUAGGAUGCUAAUACUGUGCUAAGUGCUUGACAUUCUUUCACUGAAUCUCACUGAACAUGCAAUAAAUAACCCUAUGAGCAAAGUACUGUAGUUACCCUAGUUUUACAGAUAUGGAAGCUGAGGCAUCCAGUGGUUAAGUGAACUACCCAGGAUCAUAUACGUACUAAAUGGCAGAGUCACUUGUCAAUUCUGGUGUGUCUGGCACCAAAGCCCACAUUUUUACCCUAUGAUAAGCCCUUUAUUUUACAGAUAAGGAAGUGAAGGUCCUAAGAGGCCAAGACCCGUGGUCACUGUCCUUUGUACUCUUAGUCUGGGUCUUUUUCUGCAUUAUAUCCUCUUAAUAAAUUUUUUAUAGCUAUGCAUUUUGUCAAGUAUUUCUGGCCUCUGUGAAUCUGACUAAUGUGUCAAAUUGAUACCAAAGUUACUAGGUUUGUAAACGUUUAGAUAGAAUAAGAUUUAGAUUUUUUAAACUUUGUAGUGGAAUCACUUAAUCUGAUUUUUAAUGAAGCGUUUUCUACCAGACUCUUAUAAAGGAGAUGCUGUCUCUUAUGUGCUAUUAAAAGUUGAACCUUGUGACUACUGUCUAUGUUUUUCUUUUAGAGAGGUCAAAAGGGGCAGCCUGUGACUUCAUGUAAAAAAUAGCCACCAACAAUCUAUCCAGCAUCAUUUUUAGUUCUGUAAUUUUGGUAACGCCACAUUUUCAAAACAGAUUAAAUUUGUCUGAUUUAUUUCAGAAGUAUAUAUUACAAAGCAUUUAAAGGCAAUUGAGAAUUCAAAUGCGCACAGCAGAGCUAGAGAGCUUUUUACAGAGAGGCCAUCUAAGAGAGAAAGAAGAUAUACCAUCAAGACCUAGAAGAAUUCUACCAUUUUCUUCUUCACCUUGAGGAGAUUUGGAAAUUAGAGGGUAACGAUUUGCAUGAAAAUUACUGAAUGCUUUUUCUUCUUAUCUCUGAGGCCUUCUGUGGAGAAUUAACAGGCGGUCGAAUGAGCACAUGGAUAAAAUGGAUCAUCUUAAAGGAUUGAAAUUCCAAAAAUAUAUCAGCAAGACUGAACAGGUUUGACAUAAUGAGAUUUCUAUUUUAGCUUGACUUCUGGAACUCUGAAUAAACCAUAAACUGAGCUGCCCAAGGUCCUGGGAAGGAAGUUUCUUUUCUAAAAUAUUCUGGCCAUAUAACAUUUUUUUUAUUCGUGACCUUUGAAAAAGUAUAUUUACUCAUAAACUUUCUUAGGAAUAAGACUAUUAGACACUUACCAAGUUUUAAUAUAUGGAGAUAGAAAACAGCAAUGUGGUAUCAUGCUGAAAGAGAAAUUUGAUUAAAGAAACGGAGACCAGAAAGAGGCAAAAUCUCUACGUAAGCAUUGGUUGAGAUGGCAGAAGCAUCUGUGGAUGCCUCAACUCCACCUGUAACAGUGAAGAAAAAGAAAAGUCUAUCCAUUGAAGAAAAGAUCGACAUCAUAAAUGCAGUAGAAAGUGGCAAGAAAAAAGCAGAGAUUGCAGCUGAAUAUGGAAUAAAGAAAAAUUCAUUGUCUUCUAUUAUGAAAAAUAAAGACAAAGUUCUAGAAGCCUUUGAAUCUCUGAGAUUUGACCCAAAGAGAAAAAGACUGAGAACUGCUUUUUACACAGAUCUGGAAGAGGCACUAAUGAGGUGGUAUCGAAUUGCUCAGUGUCUAAAUGUACCAGUUAAUGGUCCAAUGUUGCGUCUAAAAGCUAAUGAUUUUGCCCAGAAACUGGGACAUAAUGAUUUUAAGUGCAGUAAUGGUUGGCUGGAUCGCUUUAAAUCCAGGUAUGGUUUAGUAUUCAGAGCUCAGCCUGUAGAAGCCACAACACCAGUAGACCCUUCAGCUGUCUGGCACCAAAACGUACUUCCUUAUUAUUUAAACGAUUAUCAUGCUAAAAAUGUUUUUAAUAUAAAAGAGACUGGGCUGCUUUAUAGAAUGUUACCUACAAAUACAUUUGCAUUUAAAGGAGAAACAUGCUCAAUUGGAAAGUUAUGCAAAGACAGAAUAACUCUGGUAGUCGGUGCCAACAUGGAUGGUUCAGAGAAACUUCCUUUGCUUAUCAUUGGAAAAAACAGAAAUCCACAUUGUUUCAAAGGAAUUAAAUCAUUGCCUGUAUGUUAUGAAGCUAAUAGAAUGGCAUGGAUGACCUCAGAUGUAUUUGAACAAUGGAUGCGGAAGCUUGAUGAGAAAUUUCAAGCCCAACAACGACGAGUGGUGAUUUUUGUUGAUUCUUUUCCUGCGCAUCCAGAGGUAAAGAACCUAAAGUCCAUUGAGUUAGCAUUCUUUCCAUCAUGUUUGUCUUCCAAAUUUAUAGCAAUGAAACAAGGUGUUAUUAAAAGCCUUAAAAUAAAAUACCGACAUUGUCUUAUCAAGAAAUUUUUAAGUUCUGUUGAAGGCAGCAAGGAAUUUACGUUUUCCCUGCUAGAUGCAGUUGAUGCUUUGCACCUCUGUUGGAGAGCUGUAACCCCCGAGACUAUUGUUAAGGGCUAUGAAGAGGCAGGAUUCAAAUCUCAAAAUGACGAAAGUGACAAGACAAACGCGGAGACAGACCCUGGUCUUGAUUUGGUUGCCCAUGCCCAGGCCGCGGGAGUGGAAUUUCCCGAAGGUUUAUCUAUAGAGGGCUAUGCUGCCCUGGAUGAUGAUCUGGAGACCUGCGAAACGACACCAGGGGAAGAAGAUUCGGGGGGGACCGCAGAGAGUAAAUCAGAUGAAGCUGCAUUUGAUACUUCUGACGAUGAAGAUGAUGGUGGAUCUCUAGGAGCCCAACUCCCUUUACCGUCAAAAAGUGAGGCAAUAACUGCUUUAGAUACUCUUAAAAUUUUUCUCAGAAGUCAAGAUAUCGAUGAUGGGCUUCAUAAUUCUUUAGCAGACCUUGAAAUUUUUGUUAACUCUUUAUCAUCUAAAUAAUUAUUUACGUACAUCUGAAAAGUAAUAGCUUUUCCUAAUGCAUUUUACUAUAUAAGGUAUAUAAAGAGAAAAUGCCACUUAAAGAUAAAAAAUGAAAAGCUAGUAAUUUUUGGUUUAAUUGAAAAUGUCUUUGGUUUGAAUAACAAAGUUCCCUAAGGUAGAUUGAAUAAUGAGUAAGUAAAUGAAAAGUAUGAAUUUCAAUUUAACAAGGUUUUAGGGAGUAGAAAAUGUAUUUCAGAGGCCUUGUACUUGAAACAUAUGGCAUAUAUGUUAAAAAAUAAAAAGAACUCUCCAGCUAUUUGAUUCAUACAGGUUGACUUGGUGAUUACUCUUUUCUUCUUUUUAAGGCUCAGAUUGUGUUCUGGUAUAUUUUAAUUUACCUAUAUAAGAAACAAAAUAUCUAUUGCUUAGAUGUUUGUUUUUAUAAAGACAUGUUCUAUAGAUUUAUUUAAAGUUACUUUUCUUGUAACAAGCUAAUCUUUCUAAUAAGAAAUUAUGGAAACUACUGAAAAUAAAAUCUGACCCAAUAUCUCAGAAUGAUGAAAAACAUAUGUCUCACUACUUUCAAGUUUUCUACAUAAGGUCAAAUGAAAGAGUAUGACCUUGUCAGACUUUUUUUGUCAUCUACAACUGGAAGAUGAUAUGGAUUCUUCCUAAAUAUUUGUAUGUAUAUGUGUGUUUUUAAUAGAAAAAUACAUUAUUGAAACAUUUAUUAAACUCUUAUGAUAUUUAUAUUUCAACAAGAUUACUCUUAAAAAGUAAAUAUAAAUAUACAUAUGUAGUUACUAAAAAGAAGUCUUUUAUGUGGUUCUUAGUUUUCUAAUUUUAACAACUGAAACUUUAAAUCUGUAGUAUUUAAUUAUUUUCUUGAUUUUACUGAAUUUUAUUUUCAGGAAAAACUGUCCUUUUAGCAUAUUUUAAUGUAUUUAAUCCUUUUUUUUUUCAAAUUCAGUGGUUAACCUUUUAGAUUAAAUUUCUGUUUGAGGAUAUUUUAUUUCCAGAGUUUUUUUUAUAGUAAUAUAUGUUUACAGUAAUAUAUUGUAUGAAAUUAUUUAUUCUCCAGUCAUAAAAUAAUCUUUAAACAGUAGAAAAAUAUAACAAUGUGUCAGACUUUUCUGUUGUUAAAUGUUAAAUGCCAUGCUUAUUUAGCUUAUUUAGGACCCCCUUUAAAGAGUAUUUUGAAAAAACGUAAAAUGUUAUACAGAUUAUUUUUAUUAUGAAUUAUUAUUAGUCUGCCAAUAAAAGACACAUUUGGAAGGAAAUAUUUAUGGAAAGUAUUUUUAUUUUCCACUGUUGAUUUGCUCUUCUUUUGAGAUUUAGUAAUAAUAAGCCUUAAAAAUGUUUUAAAAUUAAGGAAGUUUCUUUAAAAGUGAAAUAUUGAUUGCGUAUAUUUAAUAAAAAGCAUUUUUGUUAGUGAUUUGAUUUGAAAUUUUAGUGUGGUGGAAUCAUGAACCUAAAUCAUAGACCUUAAUCUCUCUUGAGAACCAUAGCUGUAACUACAACCUGGCAUAUAUUGAGGCCUCAAUAAAUUUUUUUCUCUUUCUUUCUCCACUUCUUACCAUUUGAUAUCAAGUAUUUUUAAUUUAAUCAUUCCAGAUAUUCUGUGACACAAGAAUUAUUAUCUCCAUUUGUACAGAUGAGGAAAUUAAAAUCUGGAAAGAUGAUUUGGUUAAAAUUUCAGAGCCAAAAUGAAAACUCAUAGUUCCCUGAAACCUAGUCCUAUGUUCCUCUAUCUAUAUACCACAUACUUCUAUACUCUGUUGUUUUUUCCCCCUUGAGUUUAGAGGCUCGAGGGCCAAGUACUUCAGAGAACAUGCUAGAUCUAUGCCAAUA